UAUAAAUCGCAGCAGAGCGCAGGCAGCCAGGGGACGGCACCGGCUCCGACGACGACCAGGGCCCCUGCCGCCCGCCCCGGCCCCCGGCCCGGCCCCUGCCUGCCCUCGGCCAUGGCUCUCCCACCUCUCGCGUGGCUGCUCCGCGCGGCUGCCGUUUACCACCUCCUUCUGUUACUGGCCGCUGUCCAUCAGACUGGGAGACUUCCAAAGGCAGAGCUGGGCCUCGUUCAUCCCUCUGCUCCUCACAGGGCCCUGCAAGUGGCAGGACAGCAACAUGGUGUGAAGAAGUGUAACAUCACAUGCAGCAGAAUGACCACGAAGAUCCCCUUGCAUCUUCUAGUUCACUACCAACGAAAUCAAGAAUCAUGCAACAAGCAGGCCAUCAUCUUAAAGACCAAGAGGCAAAAAUUAUUCUGUGCUGACCCGCAGGAGCAGUGGGUCCAGGACGCCAUGAAUCACCUAGACAGCAAGGCUCGGAAUGGCGGCACAUUCCAGAAGCAGGUCGGCGGGGGUGCCCCUACGACCACCCCAGCCACCAGGGGGAUGGCCGGGUCUGCAGUCUCAGAGACCACAUUCCCAAGGGAAAACAGUAGCCAGGAGGCACAGGGGGCCUUCUGGACUUCCACAAAGCUGCCGCCAGAAGUGGCUGCUUCCAGGGGGACCAGGUCCCCCUGCACUUCAAAGGCUCCGGACGGAGGGCCCGAGAGAACUGAGCUUUUCGACACGGCUGCCGUCACCACCGCCACGUCUUGGCAGAGUUCUACUGCCUACCGACCUGGGGCAGGCCUCGGGUCUGAGGGGAAAGCCUCUGAGGCCCCCUCCACCCAGGCCCCCUCCACCCAGACCCCCUCCACCCAGACCCUCCCCACCCAGACCCCCUCCACCCAGACCCUCCCCACCCAGGCCCCCUCCACCCAGACCCUCCCCACCCAGGCCCCCUCCACCCAGGCCCCCUCCACCCAGGCCCCCACUAUUUCGUACGCAGUCUCAGAGGACAACGUUGGGCCUGAAGACCAACCUGUGUGGACCAAGGGACAGGACCCCACGGCAGAGAACUCUCUAGGGGCCAAAGAAACGAGUCCCACUGCAGCUCACACGGACGCUUUCAGGGGGCCCGGCAGCGUGUCUGAUGUCUCUGUGGUCCGCGUAUCCUCCGAAGAAGCCCCCAUCACGGAUGCACUGGCCUCGGGCAGCUGGUCCCCCAAGGCUGAGGAGUCCAUUCACGCCACUGUGGACCCCCAGAGGCUCGGUGUCCUCGUCACUCCCAUCCCCGACUCCCAGGCAGCCACCCGGAGGCAGGCGGUGGGGCUGUUGGCCUUCCUCGGUCUCCUCUUCUGCCUGGGGGUGGCCAUGUUCGCCUACCAGAGCCUUCAGGGCUGCUCGGGCAAGAUGGGGGAGGACAUGGUGGAAGGGCUUCGCUGUGUGCCCCGGAGCUGCAGCAGCAACUCGUACGUCCUGGUGCCAGUGUGAGCUGCCCACCUGCCUGCAUCCAGUUGUUCGCCUCCGCUGCCUGGGGCCCCCCAUCCUCACCCUCACCCUCACCCAAGGGCCUGGCCGAAGCUGGCAUGAUUGGAGAAAGGAGGCGGGAUCCUCCGGGUGGGGCUGUUCUCACUUCCUGGAGGCCACCCUUGACCAUGUGUGACCUAUGUGGACAGAGGGCGUGGCCUCCACAACUCACUCCCAUGUCCCCAGUCAGAAAACUCCCCUCUGCUAUUGGCUGGUUAGGGCAUCCCUUAGAUACCGUGCCAGGCCCAGUGAACAAUUAUUUACAGAACGCCCAGCCCCUCUGACCCAUAACCCCCUGCGGGUACCGCGGUCAUCCCAUCUCACAAACGAGCCUCUGGCCAGGCCCCUCCUGCCCACGCCCUCAGACCUCAUCGUGUCUCCUGGUCCCACUGCGGUUGCCAGUCACCCCCGCUGCCUGCGGUGCUAGUUCCCCUGCCCCCUGUACAGACCCCAUACCCCAGCCGGGGACCUGUCUUUUCUUGCAUGAGGCCAGUGUGGUGUUUCCUGGGACGGCUCCCAGUGAAGGAUCUGCCCUCGGUAGGCAUCAUGAGACUGGGACAUGAAGUUAUCCGGUGGCUUUGAUUCCUGCCCUCCACCCUUCCCCGUCUGUGCUGUGAAGGAACACCAACUAUGCGUGUGCAGGUUGGGGGUCUCGUCCCAGGCCCACCAGCAAUCCAUCAAGGCAUUCGUACCUCUGAUUUCCCAUCUGUGAAAGGGAGGAGGGAUGGCAGAUACGUGGCAAUAACCUGUACCCCUGGCAGGCAUCGCUAAUUGAUCCAGAGACCCCUUUCUGCAGACUGGGUGCAGCCUGUCAACCUUCACCAGCAGAGACGGUCUCUACCAAUCGAUGAGACAGGCAUGUCCGUGGACGCUGUGGUCUGGGGGUCCUGGCCUGCUGGAGAGAGUCAGCACUGUGGGCCCUCUGGGUGGGGUUAGGCUGGGGUAGUUGAGGGGCAGAGACCAACUUCGAAGCCCCCCACCCCCCGCCCCUGCCGGCCUUGAGACAGCCCACCAAGUGCCAAGUGACAGGCUGAAGGAGGAAGGGAGGCCUGCAGGCUCCGAGAGAUGAGCUGGGGAGCAGCUGCGGGCUGUAGCCACGCUCCUUUGCUCCUUCGUUAGGGACCCAGGUCCAGCACUUUCUCUUUCUUUCUUGCGGCCUGGGUUCCUCUCCCAGCUCUCACUCCCCAAAAGCACUGUUCUCUGUACUCUGAGAUCUUCUCGCCGCGCCUUCACCUCCACUGCAGGCAUGGCCAGGAAUUUCCAUGACGUUUUCUGUGAGAUCAGAAUCCACCAUGGAAACCUGAGGUUCCCGUGUUUAUUUCUGAAGGGGACUCUGUCCUGUGGGGAGGGACCGGCAGGGGAGGGGAAGCUGUGGGCAUGAAGUCAGAGGUUCUCUUUUCGGCACUGAAGACGGAGCAGGCCUGGAUGGAGCUGAAGGCUCAAUGGGCUGGCCAGCGCCCCAUGGUCAGAGCUGGACCUGCCAGUCUCACCCAUCAGGGUCCCUGGUGGCAGCUCCCACCUCCCUCUGAUUGUCUCUGAAGGUGUUCUCUGCCCCCCACCAGAGAGCCUCCCGUGGGCUGGGCUUCCCCCAGGUUCAGGUGACAUGCUCUUUUGUAGACUGAGAGGAAGCACACAGGGCUCCAGUCCACAGAGAGAAGGAAGCUGUGUUCCCCUGCCCGCCUGGCUCUCCUGCGCUCCCCGCAGGGCUUGGCACAGGAUGUUUGGGCCCAGCUCAGGUUGGGGGCACCUGACAGCUCAGAGAGGAGGACAGCAGGUCUGAAUGCACUUUUUUGGGCUCCUUUUGUCUGGGAGCCUUCAGGGGGUGGGGCACGCAAGAAGGGGCUCCCCUCUGUGAGAAAGCAGCUGAGGACAGUGGGUUCCCCCUUCCACGGACUUUGUGAACUCCCCCGAGCAGAACAGGGUCAAAGACAAUUUGGGAAGGACUCUGAAAGGAGUUGGUUGAUCCUUUUGCUUUUCCAACCCCAUCACCAAUGUCUGUGCCAUUUUGUAUUUUACUAAUAAAAUUGAAAAGUCUUGUGAGUCAAAUAAAGUUGCUUUUCCUAGGGUG
Hippopotamus amphibius kiboko is the source of this 3574-nucleotide messenger RNA. RefSeq names its product C-X3-C motif chemokine ligand 1 (gene CX3CL1). Gene Ontology annotation, biological process: cellular response to interleukin-1; positive regulation of GTPase activity; lymphocyte chemotaxis. Bases 112 to 1470 code for a protein of 452 amino acids. The record is from RefSeq and is a predicted model, not a curated record. Gene Ontology annotation, molecular function: chemokine activity; CCR chemokine receptor binding. Lineage: Eukaryota; Metazoa; Chordata; Mammalia; Artiodactyla; Hippopotamidae. The transcript is spliced from 4 exons. Gene Ontology annotation, cellular component: extracellular region.